Penicillium manginii is the source of this 1644-nucleotide messenger RNA. Its product is annotated as putative ER to Golgi transport protein (Sly41). Gene Ontology annotation, cellular component: endoplasmic reticulum; Golgi apparatus. Gene Ontology annotation, biological process: phosphoenolpyruvate transmembrane import into Golgi lumen. The transcript is spliced from 2 exons. The coding region runs from base 1 to 1644 and encodes 547 amino acids. Lineage: Eukaryota; Fungi; Ascomycota; Eurotiomycetes; Eurotiales; Aspergillaceae. The record is from RefSeq and is a predicted model, not a curated record. Gene Ontology annotation, molecular function: antiporter activity; phosphoenolpyruvate transmembrane transporter activity.
AUGGCCACCACGACAGUGACCGGCCAUGGACGCCGGGCUUCUAUGCGACAACCGGAAUUACAAAUUCCAAACAAGACAUCAACCACACAGCCAGUCAGCAGCCCGAUAGACCAAUUCCCUCCCUACGAAGAAACUCUUGACAGCGCCAUUGGGUCCAGCCGACCUAGCACCAACUCCACCCCCUCAGUGAAAUACGCGCCAAGCGAGACGUGGGAACCGCGGAAAACAUCCUAUUACUCAAGAGAUCAUCCCAAUGGAGCACUAAGGAAUCCUAAACACCGGCCGCGGAAAAGUAUCAGCGAGGCCAUCUCGACCAUUCGAACACGUAACGGCAGCGUGAGUGCUAACGCGCAAGAGCUGGCGGAGGCACUACGAGCUCCCGUAUCGUAUAGGCUAGUGACCCUAUGCGUUAUUUGGUACUUCACCUCAGCCCUCACGAACACAUCCUCGAAAUCCAUCUUGAACGCCCUGCCGAUGCCAAUCACAUUGACUAUCAUUCAAUUCGCAUUCGUUUCAAUAUGGUGUUUGUUACUGGUGUGGCUGUCUUCGGUCUUCCCGAAACUGCGGCAGAGCAUCCCGGUUCUCAAGCAUGGCAUUCGUUACCCGUCGCGUGAAGUGAUCUCGACUGCUUUACCCCUCGCCGUCUUCCAGCUUCUCGGCCAUAUUUUGAGCUCGAUGGCCACGGCCAAGAUCCCUGUCUCCUUGGUCCACACCAUCAAGGGGCUCUCACCCUUGUUCACCGUUUUCGCCUACCGAGUAGUAUUUCGAAUUCGUUAUGCCAGAGCCACCUAUCUAUCCUUGAUUCCUCUUACAGCUGGGGUCAUGCUCGCCUGUUCCACCGGAUCGUCUACGAAUUUCUUCGGAAUUAUCUGCGCCUUCGGUGCCGCGAUCAUUUUUGUGUCGCAGAAUAUUUUCUCCAAGAAGCUGUUCAACGAGGCGGAGCGUGCCGAAAACGACCCCCAAAACCCAGCACGACGCAAGUUGGACAAGUUGAAUCUGCUUUGCUACUGCUCGGGCUUGGCCUUCUUCCUCACCUUGCCUAUUUGGUUUGUCAGUGAAGGAUAUCCAUUGGUAUCCGACUUUAUCAAGGACGGCGCGAUCGACCUCUCAGAAAAGAAGGGAUCAUUGGACCACGGGGCACUCAUGAUUGAAUUCGUGUUCAACGGUGUCUCGCAUUUUGCGCAGAACAUUUUGGCCUUUGUGCUCUUGUCGAUGGUUUCCCCAGUGUCCUAUUCUGUUGCCUCCUUGGUUAAACGCGUUUUUGUUAUCGUUGUGGCAGUCAUAUGGUUUGGUAACUCCACGACUCCAAUCCAAGCAGUCGGCAUCGGUCUCACCUUUUUGGGACUCUACCUGUACAAUCGCAACAGCCACGAUGAUGUGGCCGAUCAGCGAGCCAAUGCUGAUCACUUCCGUGCACGGGAGGCCAUUCUUCCCAUGAAUGUCCGACACUCGAGCAGGCCAUGGGAUUCAAAUGGCUACGCCUUCCCUGCCGGACGCUCAUUCGAGAAUUCCACCAGCAAUAUGAAGAAGGAAGAUGGCCCAGGAAGGGUGCGGGCUCGUGGCGCCAGUGUGUCCCGGAAUUGGCUACCUGGGACCAAACAAGAAUCGACGUGGCAGCCCACUGACACGCCAGUAGCCACCUAG